Molecule: messenger RNA, 1225 nt
Organism: Gossypium raimondii (Peruvian cotton)
Lineage: Eukaryota; Viridiplantae; Streptophyta; Magnoliopsida; Malvales; Malvaceae
Product: syntaxin-51
Exons: 6
Coding region: 168-863 (231 amino acids)
Biological process (GO): vesicle-mediated transport; vesicle fusion; intracellular protein transport
Cellular component (GO): endomembrane system; SNARE complex; membrane
Molecular function (GO): SNARE binding; SNAP receptor activity
Source: RefSeq, a predicted model, not a curated record
UUCAGCUAAUUCCAUUUAGAAAACCAAGAGAAUGCUAUUAAUCAAUUGAUUACUUAACGCGGAUCUUCAAAAGUUAAGAACUUUCCCUUUCCUGGGUUUUCGCUUUUUCUUUUUCGGGAUUUGAUCGACAGCUCCAUCUUCUUCUUUUAAAGUUUUCUUCUUUGUCAAUGGCAUCUUCUUCAGACUCAUGGAUAAAAGAAUAUAAUGAAGCAGUAAAAAUGGUUGAUGAUAUCAAUGCCAUGAUAUCUGAAAGGAGUUCCUUGCCUGCUUCGGGUCCAGAAACUCAGCGUCAUGCAUCGGCUAUACGAAGAAAGAUUACUAUUUUAGGGACUAGACUUGAUGGAUUGCAGUCCCUUUUGUCUAGACCGACCGGGAAGCCCUUAACAGAGAAGGAGAUGAAUCGUCGCAAGGACAUGGUUGCAAACCUGAGGUCAAAAGUGAACCAGAUGGCUUCUGCAUUCAACAUGUCAAACUUUGCUAACAGAGAUAGCUUGUUGGGGCCCGAAAGUAAGCCGGAUGCCAUGAGUAGAACGGUUGGUUUGGAUAAUUCCGGCCUUGUUGGUCUUCAACGACAAAUAAUGAAAGAGCAAGAUGAGGAUCUUGAGAAGUUGGAGGAGACAAUAGUAAGUACGAAGCAUAUUGCAUUGGCGGUCAAUGAAGAACUUGAUCUGCAAACCCGACUAAUUGAUGACCUGGACCAACACGUGGAUGUUUCUGAUUCUCGUCUGCGGAGAGUGCAGAAAAACUUGGCGGUAUUGAACAGGCGAACCAGAGACAGUUGUUCCUGUAUGUGCAUGCUUUUAGCUGUGAUCGGGAUCGUGAUUCUGGCUGUCAUCAUAUACCUACUCAUCAAAUACUUGUAAUACCAACAAACACCGAACCCAACAAACUUGCUCUUUUUGUUUUGUUUGUGGUUAGAAUUUGUUUUUUCAACUUUUAUUCUCUUGAUUAUAUGCUGGAAAUUUUGUUCGGUUUUCCCCCCUGUUCUUUGAAUAUUUUCUAUAUUACUUGGACUCGAAGUAAAUGUCGGAUAUAAUUGUGGGUAUGCUCAAUUUUUUUCAAAGGACACAAUGGCUGGACACAGGUAUUUUAGAACAAUGAGAGAGUCCAUGUAACAAGAUGUGAAGUAGUUGUCUUGUUGAGUGAGCUGUAUUUACAACUCUGUAAAUUUAUUUUGACUCUUAAAUUAAUGUCAACUUGAAUGACAUGAGCUUGUUUUGAUUUA